AUGGCCAAGAAGGAAAAAAAGGGAGGGAAAGCAGGCCAAAGAAUCACAGAAGAUGGAAUUAUCUUAGUUGAUCCACCAAGAGAUGUUGCAAAUAAAGAAAAACUACAACGGAUGAGCUACUUAUACCAACUUUCAACAUGGACUACUAUGACUAAUCUAUCCGAUGACUCUCAAAGUAUUGCCAGGCUUUAUGCUAGAGAUAUAGAUCUCAUAAGUAAAAAGUCUAAAAUUAGCAUGUUACCCACCGUGAAGAGAUCGCUUUGCAAAAAGUGUCAUCGAGUACUUAUACCAAGUGUUACAGUUAGAUCAGAGAUCCGCAACCUUUCUCAACAUAACAAAAAGCUCAAUAAGAAUAAUGACGUUAUGGAGCUUAUAUGUAAUUGUGGCCAGAUAAAGAGAUUCCCAAUUGGUUUAAAUCGAAACUACAAAACCCAUUCCGAGAAGGAUGAUGUGUUAACAACUAUUUCUACGAUAAAUAAGGAUUCAUCAGAUUCCAUUCACUAUAGAGAAUAA
This is a messenger RNA of Naumovozyma castellii, 513 nucleotides long. It is a transcript of the gene RPR2, whose product is annotated as ribonuclease P protein subunit RPR2. The coding region runs from base 1 to 513 and encodes 170 amino acids. The record is from RefSeq and is a predicted model, not a curated record. The transcript has a single exon. Lineage: Eukaryota; Fungi; Ascomycota; Saccharomycetes; Saccharomycetales; Saccharomycetaceae.